AUGGACGCCUGCGGCUGCAGGUCCGGGAAGAGGCCGUCGCCCUCGCUGAGCUCCGACAUGGGCCUUGCCGUGCUAAACCCGUCGGCCAAUGAAUUUAUCCAAAUUGCUUUCGACUCCGAAGAAACAAAGUGGAUCAUGGCGGAUUCAAAAUCAAACACGUUUUCGAUAAAUGUUAGAGAGCACAUGUGCAUCGCACUCGCACUCUGGAUCUGGGGGUCAACAUGGACGUCGUUGGAUCCAGAUCGCACCGUAGUCGUGAAAUGCUGGAGUGACAACCGAGCCGCGGUGGCAUGGAGCAACUCGCUUGCGAGCACCAACGAGCUUAGCCAGGAAGUCAAUCGCGCGAUAGGUCUCGCCGAAGUAUUAUUCAACGUUCGAGUAAUUGCAUCGCAUCUACCAGGAUCGACGAACAUCGCCGCGGACGCGGCAUCUCGGGCAUGGGUUUCUCCCUUUUCGGAAAUUUGGACUAAUUUUUCUUCAUCAUGGAAACAGGAAGCUCUAUCAAACCUUCUCCAAGACCUUCAAUCCCAAUCACUGGCCCAGUCGUCCCGCGUUAAGUACGCAACAACUUGGCAUCAAUGGCAGGAGUGGUGCAACAUGCUCGGGUUCUCCAUUUGGUUGCUACCUCAAACAGAGUUGCACUCGUAUCAACUUGUACUCUUCGGCGUGCACUGCUGGAAAUUCGGGUGGAAUUACGAGAACAAAGGAAACGCUACCUCUACCGUCGUCUCCAAAAUCAGCCACAUUUCGUGGCAUCAUCGUCGCGUGCUCGGGUACUCAGUUGGGCUCUCGGACAGACACAAACUCGCGCUCAACGGAAUGCGCCGCCAGGACGCCAAAUCAUCAAGAAAGUCUCCGGUCACAGUCGCUCUAUUACGAAUCAUGCACAAGUCCCUUGACUUCAGCCAACCCCGCCACCGCGUUAUCGGGGGGGGCUGUGGUCUUGGGGGUUUUCCUUCUACUCCGCCGUUCCGAAUAUCUAGCUGUCGGGAAAAAGGUUUACGAGUUCAUCCUGACUCGCGCAGACAUCUCGUUCACCGACAAGAAUGGCCUGUAGCACAUUUGACAAGAUCACGGAAGUUGCUGUUAGAUUUCGGGGUGGGAAGAACGACCAAUACAAGCAAGGCACCACCCGGUCAAUAG
Phytophthora sojae is the source of this 1143-nucleotide messenger RNA. RefSeq lists its product as hypothetical. Lineage: Eukaryota; Oomycota; Peronosporomycetes; Peronosporales; Peronosporaceae. The record is from RefSeq and is a predicted model, not a curated record. Bases 1 to 1143 code for a protein of 380 amino acids. The transcript has 2 exons.